AUGGGGCAAGGAGGUCAAGUAGGAUGCUUGUUUUUGCUUUUGGUGUUGAGUGAGUUGGUAUCUGUCGAUCUUUGUGGCUCUUCAAGUUCUCUCAGAAGUAAAGAAUUUCUGAGACCAAGUUAUAAUUCUUCUCAUGCCCACUCUUCACGGGACCAUGGGGUUCACUCUCAAUUGUUUCCUGUGAAGGUUCAAUGUCAGGAAACUAAGUUGGUGGCAAACAUUCGGAGAGACCUCUUUGGGAAAGGAAAAUUAAUCAACCCUUCAGACUUGAGCCUUGGCCCAGCUGGCUGUCAAUAUACUGCCUUCAAUGAAUCAAAUAAUAUUAUUGUCUUUCAGGCAGGGCUGCAUGAGUGUGGCAGUACACGUCAGGUGACCACAGACUUUCUGGUUUAUAGCAUCAAUUUAUAUUAUAACCCAACUCCUGCUGUCAACUCCACUAUCCUAAGAAACAAUCCAACUGUGAUUCUAAUUGAGUGCUCUUAUCCAAGGAGAAAUAAUGUAAGCAGCAAGGCUAUCCAACCGACCUGGAUCCCAUUCAAUUCUAUACUAUCUUCGCAAAAAAGGCUGAAGUUCACCUUACAACUGAUGACUGAUGAUUGGAGUGCUAAGAGGGCUUCUUCUAACUAUCAACUUGGGGAUGCUAUUUCCAUCCAAGCUAAUGUGAACACUGGAAGUCAUGUUGCUCUAAGACUUUUCAUUGACAGCUGUGUGGCUACAUUAAAACCAAACCAAGAUUCAACUCCUAGCUAUGCUCUUAUUGACUUCUAUGGGUGUCUAGUUGAUCGUCAGUCAGAAAGUGUUGAGUCAACCUUCAUCUCCCCAAGGUCCAAGCCAGAGACCCUUCAAUUUGUUAUUGAUGCUUUUAAAUUUUCAGGAGAACCCAAGGAUCAGAUCUAUAUUACAUGCCACCUGAAGGUCACUGAAGCUGUUGACCUACCAGAUCCUUCAAAGAAAGCUUGUUUUUUCAACAAUUCAAGCCAGAAAUGGUCUGCUGUAGAAGGUACAGAUAGUAUCUGUACCUGUUGUGAAACUGGUAGCUGCAGAAAAGCUCAUCUUCCAAACAGACUAAGCAGAAGUCACUGGAAAAGGAGUGAGUUAUCCUGGAAAGAAGUUUCUAGAAAAGAGAAUGAGGCUGAUGUGGUACUUGGACCUCUGAUUAUUUAUGGUAUGACAGUGGGUCCCAGCAGAAUUGAGAGCCAGGACAAAGGAGCUAGAACCAACUCCAGAGGUACUGAAAUACCUGAAACACCUGAAACAGUACUACUGGCUGCGGGAUUUGUAGUGUUUUUCUAUCUAUCAUGCUGGUAG
Messenger RNA from Gracilinanus agilis (Agile Gracile Mouse Opossum), 1308 nucleotides. RefSeq names its product zona pellucida sperm-binding protein 3-like. Gene Ontology annotation, cellular component: extracellular matrix. The coding region runs from base 1 to 1308 and encodes 435 amino acids. Lineage: Eukaryota; Metazoa; Chordata; Mammalia; Didelphimorphia; Didelphidae. The transcript has 9 exons. Gene Ontology annotation, biological process: positive regulation of acrosome reaction; binding of sperm to zona pellucida; egg coat formation. Gene Ontology annotation, molecular function: acrosin binding. The record is from RefSeq and is a predicted model, not a curated record.